Molecule: messenger RNA, 537 nt
Organism: Drosophila montana
Lineage: Eukaryota; Metazoa; Arthropoda; Insecta; Diptera; Drosophilidae
Exons: 3
Coding region: 1-537 (178 amino acids)
Source: RefSeq, a predicted model, not a curated record
AUGGAUAAAGUUAAUACUUUAGUGCUUCUGCUUUCGAUAGCCUGUCUAGAAGCCAAGCGUCUAGUUAUCCAUUGGAAAAGCUUCGAUUGCAUUGUAAACCCAGAGAUUGUCACAUUUCACAGAUGCUUCAUUGUGGAUUCGGCAAAGACGAUAAUUACGAGCGAAGUUGAAUAUAAUCUCGCCUUCGAGAAGUUCAAUGCGAACUUUGUGUUAAACUUGCCACGCCCACCAUUUAAUGAGUUUUAUAAAGCCUUUGAGCUGAAGAUGGAUGUCUGUCAGUUCUUUAAAGGCGCCUAUCAGAACAAGUAUGUCAAAGCCGCCUAUGUAAGUAUGCUGAAGCACAGCAACAUGCCCAAGACGUGUCCACAACCAAAGGGUUUCUACUACUAUCACAACAUGAGCAUCGGUGAAAACCUGCCGCCCUUUUUGCCAAAAUACGAUUUCAAAGUGCAAUUAGAUUUCUUUCUGCCCAAUGUGCCGGUCUUUAAUGUAUCCUUAAGCGGACGUUUGACCGAACCCACAAGGCAUAGGGGGUAG